AUGACUCCUACUCUCUGCCAAAUUUUUUGCGAGCCAGUCAUUUGUACAAACUGGGCAACAAUGACUACUACUGCCUUCCCAAUUCUUGAUCUACCUGAAAAGGCUCGUUUGAAUGCUUUUAAAACAAUGGAAAAUGUCAAUUUAAUUUCCCUUUCUUUCUGCUCUCAACGGUCCAAGAGCAUAGUUAAAUCUACUGAGUUGCUGCACGCCUCCGAAUUCAUAAUCAUUCUCAGCACACAUAUCACAAUUUCUAUGAAUUUCGAUAACUCUUUUCAAGUAUAUUUUUACUUAAAUAUCGAUGCCCUCGAAUCAACGUGUCAAAACUCAAUAGUACCAUUGAAGCUGGGGAUUCCCAACCGUGUUGAGACAAGUUUUGAUAAGAUAGCUGACGAUUAUGGGACUGCUUACUCGAAAUACGAUUUUGAAUGGGCGAAUCCAGGUUUGGAGAUUGGAUAUUAUGUGGAGCAUCUUCUAGAUGUGAGCAACUGCGACAGAAUCGACAAGGUUAUUUGUGACACUGAAGCCUACCCAAUUGAUUUCAGUGACCUUACAAAAGUUUUCGGUGGAUUGAAGGUUAGAAAAUUUAAAUUCAAUAAAUGGUAUGGCCGCGAGUACCCGGAUGAAGAAGCCAGACGCCACAAGGCUAACUCGGACAAACUAAUUUUCAGAGCCAUCAUGCCUGUUGUAAAUGCCCUGGAGAUUAAUGAAAAUCGGAUGGAAAAUGAUCUUCCACUGGUGUUCAUCCAGAACUUGGAUAAGUUCAAGUCUUUUUACAUUUCUCAUCAGUAUCAGUUAAAUGAUAUAUUGAUGAUGAACUGUGAGCAUAUACAUCUAUCCAGUGAUGCACAGGCUUUAUCGAUAAAGGACCUGAACUUGUUCUUGAAAUGCUGGAUGAAAGGAUCGAAUAUGAACCUGGAGUAUCUGGUUAUUUAUGGCCGAAAUGCCCAUGGUUCCAAUGUCGUAGAUGUGGUGAAUGGGAUUAAACACUUGGAGAUUUCCAAAACCCUUGACCUGUGUUUCCAACUACCCAGGAAACUUCAUUCCUUUAUUUCUUUGAAAGGAAGCUCAUCUUUGCAUCAUAAAAGAUACAACAUAAGAAGGCUAGAGGAUGGAGCUGUUGCAACUGUUAAAAUUGAUGUUAUGAACCGUCGAGAUACAAGUUUCUUCUUCAAAGUUUGGAAUGAGGUGGAUUUUGAGAACAAUCCAAUUUUGGUAUAAAGACCUAUUGUAUUUCUGAUAUUGUAAAUCUCUAAACAUUGCUUGACUCAAAUUUCUGAUUUUUGCAAUUAAACUGUUAAAAGUUU
Messenger RNA from Caenorhabditis elegans, 1304 nucleotides. RefSeq names its product F-box domain-containing protein (gene fbxb-1). The record is from RefSeq and is marked reviewed. Bases 1 to 1218 code for a protein of 405 amino acids. Lineage: Eukaryota; Metazoa; Nematoda; Chromadorea; Rhabditida; Rhabditidae. The transcript has 2 exons.